AUAGCCGGAAUAUGAUUUUCAGAGUGAAUCCGGCCGACGUCUCAUAUUUCAUAUUUCAUGCUCUGGCGGAGCUGUAUCCAUGGCUAUGGUGGUGGUGACGACAGUUUCCUCUAUCAUCAGAUGUUCAUACAUGGAUCAUCGAAGAAGCGGAACUCCCCGCCUUAAGCUUUACUCCACUUUGAUUCCACCAAUCGAUAGAGCUUUCUUCCUGCCUCAAUCCAAAACCCGCGUCUUUCCAUCCGUUUCCAUCACUUGCGCCGCUAACAAACCCUCCUCCUCAUCAGGCAUCAGUUCAACAGCCAAGAUUCGAAGUGAAGUUCUAUCACCAUUUAGAACAGUUAGAAUGUUCUUCUAUCUUGCAUUUAUUGCUAGUGGAUCCCUAGGUGGAUUAAUUGCUUUAUCUCAGUUAAUUGGGGCAUUGACGAAUGCAUCAAGAGCUGCUGAAGUACCAAACAGUGUAUCUGGACUUGGAAUUGAUAUUGCAGCUGUUUCAUUGUUCUCAUUUCUAUAUUCCAUAGAUAACAAUGCCAAGAACACUCAAUUGGCUAGACUUUCAAGAGAGGAAAACCUCUCAAAUCUUCAACUUAGAGUUGAUGAAAAAAGGGUUAUUCCAGUUAGCAGUUUAAGAGGAAUUGUUCGCCUUGUUAUUGUAGCUGGACCAUCUUCUUUCAUGUCAGAGUCUUUUAAGCUCAGUCAGCCUUAUACUGAGAAGUUAGUGGAAAGAGGAAUUGUAGUUGUUCCAUUUGCUACAGAUGGAAGUAAUCCUGAAUUUGAUUUCAAUGAUGGAAGUGAAGAAGGGGGUGUUAUUGAUAACAAGAGAAAGAGGCUUUGGCAAUUGAGUCCUGUUUAUCCAGCUGAAUGGUCUAAGUGGCUUGAUGAACAAAAGAAAAUCGCAAAAGUCUCCCCUGAAUCUCCUGUAUAUUUAUCGCUUCGAUUGGAUGGGCGUGUUCGUGGUAGUGGAGUUGGUUACCCACCUUGGAAUGCAUUUGUUGUACAGAUACCACCCAUGAAAGGAAUGUGGUCUGGUCUACUUGAUGGCAUGGAUGGAAGAGUUUUAUAAGGAAGCUGCUAUAUAAAUAUAUGUUUUCAUUUUUGUGCAGGUAUUAUUAUGCAUCUUCUUCUUUUCCCUUUUUAUUUGUUACUUUCAUAACAUAAUUCAUCACUCUAUCUGAAUUUUGGUGUUUAUUUUA
Molecule: messenger RNA, 1190 nt
Organism: Impatiens glandulifera
Lineage: Eukaryota; Viridiplantae; Streptophyta; Magnoliopsida; Ericales; Balsaminaceae
Product: protein LOW PSII ACCUMULATION 1, chloroplastic
Exons: 4
Coding region: 80-1060 (326 amino acids)
Source: RefSeq, a predicted model, not a curated record